Messenger RNA from Saccostrea cuccullata (small rock oyster), 850 nucleotides. RefSeq names its product kinetochore protein Spc25-like. Gene Ontology annotation, biological process: chromosome segregation. The coding region runs from base 90 to 827 and encodes 245 amino acids. Gene Ontology annotation, cellular component: Ndc80 complex. The transcript is spliced from 7 exons. Lineage: Eukaryota; Metazoa; Mollusca; Bivalvia; Ostreida; Ostreidae. The record is from RefSeq and is a predicted model, not a curated record.
AGUGCAAAGUACGCGUGAUUUGAUUGGCUGACGGAAAAGAAGGAAGACUGAGCGGUUGUUUUGAUUCUAAAGAGAUACUCUAAUAUACGAUGGAAACAGUUAAUCAAGAACUGUCCGGUCCGAGUUUACAGGAAUUUCUACAAGGAGAAUUGACCACGCUAUGUAGGAAUCUGGACGAUACUUACAACGUCCUCUCUCAGAAAUGGAUCAGCGCCGAACUGACCAGUCACCUAGACAAACUACAGCAAGGACAACAGGAUAAAGUCCAGCAUUACCACGAGGAGAUAGAUAGCCAUGAGAAAAAUAUCAAGAAAAUCCAGGGACUGGCUAGUAACAACCAGAAAGCCUUAGAGGACCAGAUUCAGAAGUUGAGUGCACUCAAACAGGAACUGAGGAUACUCACGACUCAGACUCAGUCAGCCCUCCAGCAGCAAGAGAAACUCAGCUCAGAAAUAUCCAACUCACAGCAAGACAUUGCAGCCCGAACAGAAGCUCUGAAGGGGAGUUCUGAGGACACAGAAAAAACCCAGAGAGACUUGGAGCUGGCCUCAAAAUUCUUUCAGGACAGACUCAGUCUCCGUUUCCAGAAGAUCUCAGGUGGACGACUCCAGUAUUGUUUCUCUUCAGUGGACAGAGAAAAUCCUGACAACUCGUGUUGUUUCUGUCUGAAGGUUAACAGUGACAGGAGCUACACAGUGUCUGACUUUUCCCCAGAAGUAGAGGGUUUCCAGGAAUUGGAGCAGAAACUGAAUGCAACAAACGACCUUCGAUCUUUUAUGGUGGCCAUCCGGAAAAAAUUUGUCAAGACUGUUAACUCUGCUAAAUAAAUGAUAAAAGUUGUAGUAUUGUU